CUGUAGCUCCUCCUGAAAUUUUGGCGCAAGGACAUUCCGCAAGACUGGUUUAUGAAGAGGCCCUUAGAGAUGGAUUUGUGAAUGUUUAUCGCGGUCGCAUAGUCUUGGUUGGCCAGGAUCGUGCUGGUAAAACAAGUUUAAAGAAGACUCUCUUAGGUCUGCCAUUUGACUUCAAGGAGCAGAGCACGGACGGGAUCGAAAUAGAGCCAUCAAAGUUCGAAAUUGAAGUUGAGCAAACUAAGAACUGGACUCCUAGUUGUGCGAAAAAGUCAAGUUUCUCUGAUUGUUUGGAAUGUACAACGGAUAUAGCAAAACUGUUAGCGACAAAAAGGUAUCACAUGAUUGUUGGUGAUGAGAAGGAAGGCUCGGAAAUGAAAUCAGUAGGGGCACAGCAUCAGGAAGAACGCAGAGUGGAGUCAGGAGAGGAAUUGCACACAAAACAUGUUGUCGCCGAUCAGGUUUCCGUGUACGAGGAUCCGGCCACUAAGUUUCCAGAUAGAUCCGAGCCUUUAAGCGAAGUUCAUGAAGGAGAUAAUCUAAGCACAAAGUCCAAAAUGGCUAUCAACGCCACCGUACUUCCUAUUGCCGUUGAAAAACAGGCUGAUGAACUCCUAAAGAACAUGAUAAUUAAAGGUGAGGAUGCUUAUGGUGCACAUAUCGAGAAAGGAUCCACGAUAACCGCAGAUGU
This is a messenger RNA of Pocillopora damicornis (cauliflower coral), 688 nucleotides long. RefSeq lists its product as uncharacterized. Gene Ontology annotation, molecular function: GTPase activity; protein binding; GTP binding. The record is from RefSeq and is a predicted model, not a curated record. Lineage: Eukaryota; Metazoa; Cnidaria; Anthozoa; Scleractinia; Pocilloporidae.